AUGAGUUCCCUAAAAGAUUGUAAACUUUCGAAAUCUAAACGAGAAGAAUUAAAAGCACUUAAUAAUGCUGGGAAAACUCCACGACGAGUUAAAGUAUAUCUACUAAAUGGAGAUGAUUGGAUAGAUAAUGGUACGGGGUUUUGUGUGGGAGAAAUAGAUGAUGACACCAAACUACCUUAUUUUCUUGUCCGUAAUGAAACUGAUAACAAUAAUAUCAUACUAAAAUCAUUUCUUGAAGGGUCUAUACAAUAUCAAAGACAACAAGAAACAUUAAUUGUUUGGACCGAUUCCAAUGGGACUGAUUUAGCAUUAUCAUUUCAAGAAACUGAAGGAUGUGCUGAUUUAUGUGAUUUUAUAAUACGCGUACAACAAGGAAAUAUAAGUCCCGGAAUUUCCUUAUAUUAUGUGAUACCUAAUAUUAAUGAAGGCGAUGAUAUUACUGAAUUAAUAACGGGGCCCAUAAGAUAUCCUCCGGAAAUCCCUAAUGUGGAAAAUCUAGAUGUAGUGUUAGAAACUAUAAAUCAAGGGACUAAUGCUCAAUUUACAAGAACAAAUAUUCUGGAAUUUAUUAUUGAAAAUGAUUAUUUCACUAAAUUAAUAAAUGUAUUUAAUGAAGCAGAAAAUAAUGAAAAUGCCAAUGUAUUAUAUAAUGUCAGUGAUAUUGUUAAAUCAUUAUUUCUUUAUAAUGAAUCCCUGAUUAUAGAAUACAUAUUAUCAUCAGAAGAGAAAAUUUUGGGGUUAGUAGGAAUAUUAGAAUAUGAUUCAGAAUAUCCAAAUUAUAAGGCUUCACAUAGAAAUUUCCUUGCUAGUCAAUCAUAUAUUAAAGUUAUCCCCGUCGAAAAUAUUGAAAUUUUUAAACGAGAUUUUUAUUUAAAUUAUUUGAAAGAUGUUGUAUUGGCAAGAUUUUUAGAUGAUUCUACAUUUAAUUUGAUAGCGUCUUUGAUUUAUUCUAAUCAUUUGGAAAUUUUCAAUUAUAUUAAAGAUUCAGAAAUUCUUGAACAUUUAUUCAGCAUUUAUGAUAAUUGUAACGAUGAGAAAAACGAAUGCAAUAGUAUUGAUAACGAUGAUGACAAUGAUGAUGAUAAUAUCAAAAUGAAACAACGAGAUGGAGUGAAAAUGUUACAUCAAUAUGUAUUAAUUGCUAAAUCACUGCGUAAACAUGAUUUUUUUGCACUGUUGGUUAAACAUGGAUUAUUAAAAAUGAUAAAUUUUGCAUUAAAUGAUAAACAAGAUCAAAUAAGAGUUUUAGGAACAGAAUUAAUUGUGAUAAUAAUUGAACAAGAUGUUUCACUUGUUAAUUCUAUUGAUCAUGAAGAAACUACAACUACAAUUGAUAAUUCCGAUCCUCCUAUUCUUGAAGAAUUAGUUCAUAACAAUAAAGCUACACCACAAGAAAUAGUAGAAGAAGAAGAAGAAGAUAUACCAUCAAUUACACCAAAAGAAGGUAAAUUAAGAUUAUCUGAUGAUAUGACAUUAAUAUCAAUAUUAAGUAAAUUACUUGUCGAAGAUAAAAAUAUUGGAUUAAAAAUGCAAGCAUUUGAAGCUUUAAAAACAUUAUUAGAUCCAAAUAUUGCUGCUAGUAGUAGUGGUGGUAGUAAUGGAUUAAGUCCCACCACCAUGGGAGGUAUGGGAACCCCUAAUGGGUCAGGGUCAGGGUCAAAUUCAAAUUCCUUAUUUAAUUCAUCCAAUGCCAAUGCCAACGCCAAUGCCAACACAAAUACCAAUACCAAUUCAGUUAACAAAUCAAUAGGUAUUAAUACUAACAAUAUUGAAGAAUUCAAAUUUACUAGUGAAGAAUUCCAAGAAAUAAAUACUAGUACUUAUUUCAGAGCUUUUUAUGAGCAAGUUGCUCCCAAAUUAUUUGAAAAAUUAAUCAUACUAGCCAAUCACAACCUAGAAUCAAAACAAUUACAAAUUAAUACUAAACAUGAAGAAUUAUUAUAUCAAUUAUUAUGUGAAUUGAUAUCAUUUUGUACAUUAGAACAUAAAAUGAUAUCAUUAUCUUCAUUAUCCUCCUCCUCCUUUUCAUCAUCGUCUUUAUCAUCACGAUCAUUUUUCAUUGAAAAUCAUAUUCCAUUAGGAAUUGCCAAAUUAUUAAUCAUUGAUGAUUGUAAACCAAUAUUAAAAUUAACAUCAAUUCGAUGUUUAAAAAAUUUGAUUUUAUUAAAUGAUGAAUUUUAUACAAGAUAUUUUAUAAAUCAUGAUUUAUGGUUUUAUUUUUUCAAAUUUUUCAAUAAUGUAAUUGAUGAAAAUAAUUUAGCUAAUUCAACUUGUUUAGAUUUUAUUGAAAUUGUUAUUAAAGGUUGUGAUAUUGGUUUAAACAACAACAACAACAAUAAUAAUAAUAAUAAUAGUAAAAGAUCAAAUUAUAUCUUAUUGGCAAAACAUAUUUAUAAAAAAUAUGGUGAAUUUAUCGAAAAGAAAUUGAAUUAUGUUGAUACAGGGAAAAGAUUGAUUGAUUUAGUAACUCAUUCCCUUAAUAGUAAUAGUAAUAGUAAUGUUAACAAAUUAAAUGGUGGACAAACUUUCAAUGAAAACAACAACAACAACAACAAAGAGGAAUAUGAUGAAGACGAUAAUGAAUACGACAAUGAAAAUGAAGAUUCUGAUGAAAAUAUUGCUACAAAUACUGAUGAUUUAGGUUUAUCUGAAGAUGAAAUGCUACCACAUAACGCAUCAACACCUUUAAAUGAUGAAGAAGAUGAAGCAGAACAAGAAGGGACAAGGUUGUAUACCGAUGUUACUGAAGAAAUAAGAAUUAGUGAAAAGAAACGACCAAGAGAAGAAUCAGAUGAAAUUAAACCAACACCAAUAAUUGACAAUGCUACUACUACUACUACUACUACAACUAUUACAACCACUACAGCUGCUAGUAAUUCUAAUGACAAUUUCAAUGGUACAAAAAAAAUUGCUUUAACUACAACUUCGGAUAAUCAACUGUGA
Molecule: messenger RNA, 2943 nt
Organism: Candida albicans SC5314
Lineage: Eukaryota; Fungi; Ascomycota; Pichiomycetes; Serinales; Debaryomycetaceae
Gene: PSY2
Product: Psy2p
Exons: 1
Coding region: 1-2943 (980 amino acids)
Biological process (GO): DNA damage response; protein dephosphorylation
Cellular component (GO): protein phosphatase 4 complex; nucleoplasm
Molecular function (GO): protein phosphatase activator activity
Source: RefSeq, a predicted model, not a curated record